Messenger RNA from Lycium ferocissimum, 1679 nucleotides. Its product is annotated as F-box/kelch-repeat protein At3g23880-like. The coding region runs from base 249 to 1475 and encodes 408 amino acids. The record is from RefSeq and is a predicted model, not a curated record. Gene Ontology annotation, molecular function: protein binding. The transcript is spliced from 2 exons. Lineage: Eukaryota; Viridiplantae; Streptophyta; Magnoliopsida; Solanales; Solanaceae.
AAUGACAAUAAGUGUGGCACCAGAGGAAACUGACAAAUAGUCAAGUCUAAGUACCACCUACCUUCGACACCACUCAAUCAAUCUUGUACCUGUGUGUGUAACCAAGAAGGAAGGAGAUACCAUCUCAUUUCUCUGUCUUCAUCAGCUUAUAAGAUCUGUUCUCUUUCAAUAUGUUUGUAGGUUGUGUCAUUCUGUUUAUUCUGAACCUGAGACCUGCUUAUAUUUCCAGGUAAAAGAUUUUGGAGAAAAUGACCACCAUUAUGGAUGAUCGUCGUCCUUUCCCAGAAGAUCUAAUAUUGGAUAUUCUACUGAGGUUGCCUGUGGAAUCACUCUUGCGUUUCAAAUGUGUGUGCAAGCAUUGGUAUGCUCUCAUCAAAAGUCCGAGUUUCAUAGAAAAGCAUUUUCAUCACAAAAACAAUCGUGCCCGUCUCCUCGUCUGUAACUUGAAAGUAGCACAUGAAGGACACGUGCCCGUUAAGUCUGUUGUAUUUUCCUUGUUCCCUGAAAAAAUAGUUCCAGGUGUAACCCCUGAACAAAAAACUCUCCUUCAUCUUCCUAGGGUCUCUGAUUUCACGUGUGUUGCUGGCCCAGUUGAUGGCUUAUUCUUGGUGCAGAAAAAGUUUUAUGGAGAUGUCCACUUGGGUUUGUGGAAUCCUGCCUCCAGAGAGUUCCGGCCUCUGCCUCCUGCACCUUUUGAUAUUGAGGACUUCUUCUCGGACCAUGAUCAUAAAUUCGGAUUAGGGUUUGACCUGUUGACUCAAGAUUAUAAGGUUGUAUGGAUUCGAGUAUUCUGGGAUGAAGAUGGACAGGGAGUUUACCCUUGUGUCUUUGCCUGUGUGUAUUCCUCAUGCAACAACUCAUGGAAGAACCUAACAACUGAAAUCCCUUCCAGUUGUACCUUAUCUGCGCCCCUUGACGCCACUUCUCUCAAUGGGGUUUAUUAUUGGCUUUCUAGGGGCCUAGAUGAGAUCUACAGCAUACGCUCAUUUGACAUGGGUACUGAACAGUUUGGGGAGAUGCAAGGCCCAAAUAUUCCGAGUAAACAUUGGGGCGCCCUCACAUUGCGUGGUGGCUCACUUGCUAUGUUAGCCGGUGACCCUGGUAAACCAAUGACAUCCAUAUAUGAUGUGUGGAUAAUGAACCAAGAGGAGGGCAGUUGGUCCAAAGUUCUUACUGUUCAACCUCAUAUAGAUGCUCAUUGGCCUCGCAACAUCUGGGAGAAUGAUAAAAUGGUUUUCGAAAUCAAUGAAACUUCACAGCUGGUGCUAUAUGACCCUAUAACAAGAGAAGUCACAGAUCUUGGAUUUCAGCUGGACCUUAGCAUUGCUGGUUGUUGGGUUUUCAAUUACAAGGAGAGCCUAGCUCCAAUAAAGAGAGGAAAUGAAAGUCAGGGCCAAGAUAAUGCAGUCGAGCAAAUUGAACACUUCUUCCAUAUCCUGCCAAUAGAUCCACAAACCUCUGAUGACUCGGAUUAAGUGGUUUGGGAUGAUGGACUUAAAUAUUUGUUUUUUAAUUGGACUCGGAUUUUGUAGUAACAGAAACCAGAAAACAGAAAAAACCGAAUUACCUGUAAUAUUGUGACAUUAGCUCUAUCUUACCUCCUUGUAACAUUGUGUUUGAAACUUAAAAUUGCUUGGAUAAGUCAUUCUUGUAUUGUAUUGAAUGAUUUAUUUGCUCUA